Suillus clintonianus is the source of this 1451-nucleotide messenger RNA. RefSeq lists its product as uncharacterized. Bases 1 to 1035 code for a protein of 344 amino acids. The record is from RefSeq and is a predicted model, not a curated record. The transcript is spliced from 13 exons. Lineage: Eukaryota; Fungi; Basidiomycota; Agaricomycetes; Boletales; Suillaceae.
AUGACUCAAAUCUCGAAUGAUCCCAGUUGGUGGCCGGUAAUCAACUAUUCGCUUGUUUACAGUUAUUUUAUAGUUGCACCAUCUGUUAUGGUGGCAUACGAUUGGGGUAAGCCACAUGAUACUCAUCUUGACGGAAUUGCCGAUGCCAUUAUCGUGUUCUCCAGUACUGACAUCUGGGCAAGAGUUCGAACUGAUCUGGUCGCAACGCUGGUCACUCGUCACGGUUCUAUAUCUCAGUGUACGCUUCUUUGGAGUAAUAUACUGCGGCACCAGCAUACUGUGGAAUAUCCUGUCAGUUCGGGUGACAGAUACAUUCAACAUAAUGACUACAACAGCUGCACUAUCCUUUGGGUCAUGCAAAACUGUAUGCCUGCCGUCGUAAUUGUCAUACUGGGCGUUGUCAUGAUCAUUCGGUUACAUGCGAUGUAUCUGGGAUCCAGGAAGAUGCUCAUCUUUCUCAUUGUGGUCUUCCUGGCUCUCACGAUCGCAACCGGAGUGAUUCUCACAGUAUGUACGAGUCUCAUGGGAAUUCCAGAGGAGUAUGUCCUGUCUGGCAUGUAUCAGUGCGGGUACACCCACUCAGGAGAAAAUGUCCCAUUUCUCAUUAACGUUGACUGGGUACUCGUUACUGGACUCAUAUGGGAGGUCCUCACCUUGAGUCUUGCCGUCUGGAUUGUCAUAAAACACUUCCAUGAAAUGCGACAACAAUCGACAAGAUGGAAUGUCAAAGACUGUUUCACGGUGUUGAUCAAGACACACGUGUUUUACUUUGCAGCCUUUGUUCUUUUUUCUUGCUUCACAUUCAGCGAACUGUCCCCAAAGCUGUGGAACAUCUCUUCUGUGGGAGUUCAAAUUUAUGGUGGUGUUAUUCCAGUUCUUUCGACUGUGCAGUUGUUUGUACUGGGACCACGCCUCAUCCUUGACAUUCGAGCAUAUAACGCGCAGGUUCUAGUCAAUUCUGACGAAGAAACUGUCAUGACUGCAAUCGUAUUCCACGAGCGCACAUACGAAUUAACUGCCAACAGUGAUGUAUAGCAUGUGUAGGUACUGUACACGAGUAUUUCAGUGAUGUGCAACCAUAUGCACUCGAGAGGCGGAAGACUCCAUGUUGAGGUAAUGUGAUGGAUACUUUCAAAUUAUCGCAUUGUAUCUAGAAAUUUCUAUGCGCCAUGCGUGUGCGUCCUCGUUGUCAAUCCAGAAUACAGCGCAGUCUGUUUGUUCAGCGCGUUCGCCUCACGUUCCUCAGGCUUGACCGUCGGCUUGUUGAAGUCCAACUUGCCUCGGUUUCCGAUCGCGCUGUAUUGUAUUCCACUUGUUUGUAAAACAAUUUUAUAUGUGAAAGUGAAACUUGUUACUUGGGGUAAUAUUGAACGCGGGCCCGGGGUAGCAAGAUGUUUGUUGACGCUUGUUAGGAUCACAAGCCAAUUCAAUUCCCCCCAAAUUCCGAGUUC